GAUAAUUUUCUCAUUUCAAAAUUUAUUUUGUAAACAAGUCAUUGUUUGCCAAUGGUGCUUUAGAGCUGUUGAAAAAAGCGUUGAUAAAGCCAAUUAUGCUCGAGACUGUAAUGCGUGUUGGGGUGUUGUUUUGGCAUCUGUGUUUUAUCCAAUGGGAAUUUCCAAACCGAUAAGACCAAACGGAUAUGUAGAUAUAAAAACAACACAAUUUCGAGGAAACAUCUUCAUUCGUCUCAUAACAAUCGUUCAAAAUGGCUGGCAGCUUAUUCAACUUUAAAUGGGUAGUAAUUCUUUUGGCUAUUAUAAAAGUGACCAAAGGUACGCCUCAUGAUAAAUGGCAGAAAGUGGAUGAAGCUGGCAAAAUAUUCAUAGAGCAGGAACAAAAGUUUACUUGGUUCGAAGCCAACAAUGAAUGUGCCAUACGAAAUAUGACCUUAAUUGCUGUGGAUACAUUUGAGAAAAAUCAAGUCAUCGAUUCAUUGUUAAGGAAAAAAUUUCCUGUUUCUCCAAAUUUAUGGAUUGGUGGCAGUGACCUUGGUCAAGAGGGCAAGUUCAUAUGGUCUUCCACAGGCAAAAGUUUCGAGUUCACAAACUGGCAACACCAGCAACCUGAUAAUAGUAAAAAUGAUGAACAUUGCGUCCAUUAUCGUAUCAAUUCCGACUUUGAAUGGAAUGAUGCACAGUGCUGGGGUAAAAUGGGCUUUAUUUGUGAGGAAAAUCGUUUCUUGAUGGAAGCCCGCCGAGAUUUGGAAAUUAAGAAAAAUUUCAUAGAACAAUUGUUUUCAUUGUAACUUUUUGGAAAACAAAUUAAAUAAAGGACAACAUUUUUUAUUAUU
Messenger RNA from Stomoxys calcitrans (stable fly), 836 nucleotides. RefSeq names its product lectin subunit alpha. Gene Ontology annotation, molecular function: signaling receptor activity. The coding region runs from base 252 to 791 and encodes 179 amino acids. The transcript is spliced from 3 exons. Lineage: Eukaryota; Metazoa; Arthropoda; Insecta; Diptera; Muscidae. The record is from RefSeq and is a predicted model, not a curated record.